Messenger RNA from Cydia strobilella, 2968 nucleotides. RefSeq names its product phosphatidylinositol glycan anchor biosynthesis class U protein (gene PIG-U). Gene Ontology annotation, cellular component: membrane; GPI-anchor transamidase complex. Gene Ontology annotation, biological process: attachment of GPI anchor to protein. The transcript has 3 exons. The record is from RefSeq and is a predicted model, not a curated record. NCBI's taxonomy places the organism in Eukaryota, Metazoa, Arthropoda, Insecta, Lepidoptera, Tortricidae. Bases 191 to 1480 code for a protein of 429 amino acids.
GACCAAACUGUAGGUGCGAAUCGCACCGUGCGAUUGGGUGCGAUAGCUGUCUUUUUACAAAAGAGUGGUGUUUCUUGUGUAAAUUAAAUGAUACUUAACUAUUAAUUCAUUGACAAAAGUCCAAACUUAGUGGCGGUGCGGGGUUCUGUUUUCAAAUGUAAUCGCAGUACAUGUACAUACCGAAGAAACUAUGGCUUCCUUUUUGAAAUACCUUUUUGCCGGUUUGGUCCGGUAUUGGCUGAUGCACAUAGAUUACUGGCAAACAAUAUCGAACAGAGUGGAAAUAGCUACGCCUCUGAACUCUUGGAAGAGAUUAGUUGAAGGCGUAUACCUGUACGAUCAUAAUGUGAACCCUUACGAAGGAGAUGCCUUCCACGAAUCACCCAUAAUGCUCAUAAUCUUCUACUACAUCAUGAAGAAGGCUCCAUUCAUAUUGCCGCUUCUGUUUACGUUACUUGAUCUACUGACGGCGUAUUUGCUGUACAGAAUGUCGAAGGCUUUUGUUAGAAUUUUAAAGGACUCUCAAGAGAAAAUUAAGGAUGAGAUAGCUGAGGAUUCUAAGUCUAUGCUCCUGAGUAACUCGCAGCUGGAAGAAGCAUCCGAGUAUGUUCUGUCCGUGUAUUUGUUCAAUCCUUACUCCAUAUUGAACUGUGCCGGUAUGACAACUACAGUUAUUCAGAAUUUGUUAGUGGCAUCGGCAUUAUGGAGUGCAUCUGGUGGCCGUAGGGUGCCAGCUUGUGGGUUUGUGGCACUUGCUACACACCAGGCUCUCUACCCAGUGCUGCUCAUUGUGCCAGUGGCAAUAUUGCUGGCGGAUGUCAAUAAGGGAUGCAACAAGUGCUCCUAUAUCAGGACUUUGCUGGUAUUUGUCCUGUGCUGGGGAUUCCUUAUUUAUGUCUCUGCAUUUAUUAUGAAUGGUUCCUACCAGUAUGUGUACAACACUUAUGGGUUCAUAUUGACUGUACCAGACUUGAAACCAAACAUUGGUCUGUUCUGGUAUUUCUUUACAGAGAUGUUUGAGCACUUCAGACUGCUGUUUGUGUGUGCAUUCCAAAUCAACGCCCUGGCUCUGUAUGUGAUCCCCCUCACAUUGCGCUUCAAAACUGAGCCUAUUCUGCUUGCUACAGUUCUGAUUGCUAUCUCAGCCAUAUUCAGAUCUUACCCUUGUGUGGGAGAUGUUGGAUUUUACUUGGCUCUUUUACCUAUGUGGAAACAUCUAUUUACCUUUAUGCAACAGAAGUUCAUAGUUGGCUGUGCAUUCAUCAUUACUUCAGCACUUGGACCAACAGUUUGGCAUCUCUGGAUAUACUCUGGGUCAGCAAAUGCCAAUUUUUUCUUUGGUGUUACACUCUCUUUUGCAACAGCACAAAUAUUUUUAAUAACGGACUUGCUUUUUGCAUUUAUCAAGAGGGAAUUUACCCUUAAACAUGGCUCAUCACGAGAGGUAGACGGAAAACCUGCCAAGUUAGUGUUGCGAUAAUACCAAAGUUGUGUCAUUCCAGUGAUAAAUAUGUGAUUUCCUAAGACAAAAUGUACAACUUUGUUGGUUGUUAAUAAGGAUAAUUUGUAAUUGUAUGCCAAGCCAGUAAAAUAAUGUUGACAACCAACAACGGGAUACCUUUUACCAGAAAACAACAUUUUACAAUUAACAUUUACUCACUAUAUUAUUUUCUUAUUAAGUUUGUAUUACAUGAAUGCUCGAUAAUCUCGAGCAGAAGUUUAGUAUAUUAUGGGCGAUUUAUUGUAUUAUUGCAAUGACGAGUUUUUUACCUAAUGCUAAAUAUUCUAGUUUAAUGGGGUUGGCCGGUCGAAGUAUUCAGCAGACGGCGCCAGCAUAGGUUGCCCUGUCAAUCCCUAGAAUUGUGUCAAUUUUUUUUAAAUGGAAUUUUAUCGCCUGGAUGCCUGCCCUUUUAACAAAAUCUCAUAGAAAAAGGGGCAAGCUAUGAUGGCGCCAUCUAUUCAAACCUUUGACAGUUGCCAUUCAAUUACUUAAUAUUUACAUAAUGAUAUACACUUGCACAUUAAGUUAUUAAAGCCAUAAGGACAUCUCGUCUAGUAAAGUAUUAAUAUUUCUAAACGAACAAACUGUGUACACGUACAGUAAGCUGCAGAGUUAAGUGAAACAAAUUUCUCUGCAGCUUACUGUACAUCUACAAUUAAAACAAGUAAAAAGUUAUGAGAAUAUGUUCUUGAAUUUUAAGUUAACAUUUAAUUUUAAUUUAAUAUCAUGGUCAGGUAUUGGACUACUAACUUAUUUAUGUAGUGAAUUACUACCAGGUACUCCGGUGGCUGGUGAGAGAUUGAUUAACUGCUGUGGUUAUUUUUAUCAGUGUGCGACUGCUUUGUAUUAAAACUAAAUACUUAAACUAGAUUUAGACAAACAGAUAUUUUACUAGAAUAUUUACUACUAACUUACCAGCUGGGUUAAAUGGUAGGGUUGUAUUGUAUAUACUGCUAUAAAUAUAUGCAAAAAUGACAGUAGGAAAAAACUUUAUUUCUUGUAAAAUUACCUGUUUCCAUUUAUUUUUGCGGAUUAAGUAUUAAUAUACCUACGUUCAAAUUUAAAAGUGAGUGAACAUCUUAAACAUGUUUGGGUUGGUUGCACCAAACUGUUUGUCAUCGUUAAAGAGUUCGCUAAAUUUUAUUGUAUGGAAAGUUUCAUAGUAAACCGCCGCGGCGCGCCGGGUGACGUUAAUCAGUCUGUCAAGUGCGGAUGGUGCAAGUGGUGCAACUGACGCUUAGUAUCAAGUCUUAGUUCUAUGUGUACUUAUAGUAUAUUUAUAAGUGUGACAAGAUACUAAGUAAUACAUGCAAAUAGCGAAUUUACUGGCUGCAAUUGAAAAGAAGGAUUUUUUUGUUUUGUGAUGAAUGUUGAGUUAAAUGGGCUGUCUUAUUUAUCACAACUUAGAACUUAGUUAGUAUCUAUGAUUGUACUGAAGUCAAUAAAAACCAAAAUAUUUUUUUAAAA